Messenger RNA from Lagopus muta (rock ptarmigan), 925 nucleotides. RefSeq names its product adenylate kinase 3 (gene AK3). The transcript is spliced from 5 exons. Lineage: Eukaryota; Metazoa; Chordata; Aves; Galliformes; Phasianidae. The record is from RefSeq and is a predicted model, not a curated record. Gene Ontology annotation, molecular function: ATP binding; AMP kinase activity. The coding region runs from base 73 to 756 and encodes 227 amino acids. Gene Ontology annotation, cellular component: cytoplasm; mitochondrion. Gene Ontology annotation, biological process: nucleobase-containing compound metabolic process.
CCCCCGGGCCUAGGCCGCGGGACCUGCGCGCGGCAGCCGCGGCGACGAGCGGGGUCCGGCGGCCGCUGCGGGAUGGCGCCGCCGCCGCUGCUGCGCGCCGUCAUCAUGGGCCCGCCGGGCUCCGGCAAGGGCACGAUCUCGGCGCGGAUCAUCAAGCACUUCGGCAUGAAGCACCUCUCUAGCGGAGAUAUGCUGAGGGACAACAUGCAGAAGAAGACAGAAGUUGGAAUCCUUGCCAAGUCCUACAUUGAUCAAGGAAGGCUUAUUCCAGAUGACGUCAUGACACGGCUGAUGCUGAAUGAGCUAAAAGGUCUAGAUCGAUACAACUGGCUGCUGGAUGGUUUCCCUAGAACAGUUGCUCAGGCACAAGCCCUGGAUAAAGAGUGUCAAAUAGACACUGUGAUUGACCUAGAUGUACCAUUUGAAACUAUAAAAUGUCGUCUCACUGCACGUUGGAUCCACCCUAGUAGUGGCAGAGUCUACAACCUUGAAUUCAGUCCCCCCAAAGUGCAGGGCAUUGAUGACAUUACUGGAGAGCCCCUUGUUCAACGAGAUGAUGAUAAGCCAGAGACGGUUACCAAGAGGCUGCAGGCUUACGAUGCACAAACAAAACCUGUUCUAGAAUACUAUCGGGAAAAAGGGCUGUUGAAAUCCUUCUCUGGAACAGAAACUAAUAAAAUCUGGCCACAUAUCUAUGCUUUCCUCCAAACCAAGUUGCCGGAUGUGAGCCAGAAAGACACUGCCACUCCCAGGUGAAAUUAGGUCUAACUUCUGCUCACUGGUCAUAGCACACACACGAUUACACAAGAUUCAGCAAUCAAUAAUUACUCUUAAGUAGUGUACCAGACUGAUCAAUAAUUGAAGUCUACUGUUGUCCCUAAAUUACAUUAUGAUAAAACUAUGUCUUCUCUGGUUCUCUCUUCAA